Molecule: messenger RNA, 2481 nt
Organism: Poecilia latipinna (sailfin molly)
Lineage: Eukaryota; Metazoa; Chordata; Actinopteri; Cyprinodontiformes; Poeciliidae
Gene: gramd1c
Product: GRAM domain containing 1c
Exons: 18
Coding region: 223-2196 (657 amino acids)
Biological process (GO): intracellular sterol transport
Cellular component (GO): endoplasmic reticulum-plasma membrane contact site; plasma membrane; endoplasmic reticulum membrane
Molecular function (GO): cholesterol transfer activity; cholesterol binding
Source: RefSeq, a predicted model, not a curated record
UAGCUGAUUUAAAGCGUCAUCAGUGAGGCGUCAACACCCACAAGGCGUUUUUUUUCCCCCUCCCGGCUGGAUGAGACGCACCUGCUGAAGCAGCAAGCAGAAGGAGGAGCACAUUUGACUCAACCUCAGAGGCUUCAGAACCAAACGAAUCUACUUUUUAAACCUCGGCCAGACAGAACCGGAACCCUGGGUCCUCUCCGUGUUAGCAGCCCAGCAGAGCCGAUGGACCAACUUUCCAACCGGUCUGGAGUGGGCAGUGAUGAUAUCACGGAUGAAACGGGAUCCCUGCUGGACGUCCAGUUGAGCUCGGAUGAAGAUAGCUCCGAUGCUCUGGGUCCAUGUCUCGCUGUGCCUCAGUCUCCUCUGCCAAGCUACAAACAGAGGGUGGAGGAGUUUAAGAGGCUGUUCAAGGAGCUGCCUGACUCAGAAAUACUCAUUUUAGACUAUCCCUGUGCCCUCCACCGGGACAUCCUCCUUCAGGGACGCCUCUACCUCUCAGAGAACUGGAUCUGUUUCUACAGCUAUGUGUUUCGUGGCACAAAGAUUAUACUGUCGCUCAAAGAUAUAACCACAAUGUCCAGAGAGAAAACAGCUCGACUGAUCCCCAAUGCCAUCCAGAUCUGCACACGUACCGAGAAGUAUUUCUUCGCUUCCUUCUCUGCAAGAGAGAAAAGCUAUCUGAGUGUUUUCCGCAUAUGGCAGAACAGUUUGCUGGACAAGACUUUGACGUGCCCGGAGCUGUGGCAGAUGAUCAAACAGCACUAUGGCUAUGAUCUGGGCCUGAACAAUGAGGAGAUGGAGAAUUUACAGGUGUUAACAGAAUCAACUGGGCAGACCAGUCUGCAGCAGAAGUUCAUCAGUGCCGCUGAUGAAGGUCUCGGGAGACCAGAGCGGCCCAACAGCCUCCUUCUCCCAGUGGUGGAGCAUGUCCCGUUGCAGAGCUCCACACCUCAAGGAGAGGAGAUGCCUUCACCCAUGAGCUCACCAAGGACAACAAACACGGUUGAGUCUCAUAACUCCCCGUCCCUACACCGAAGUCCGACUCUUCCAUUGGCGCGUCAUCCCGCAGAAAGGCUCUCCAAGCGUUCCACUCAGUCCCUUGACCUCAACGCCAACGAGAACUUGUUGGAGCAAAGUGGCUCAGAAACCAGUGAAGAAGUGGAGGAUCGAAUUGAUAAAUCCGAGGAACCGGGGCGACUGUACCUCAACAAGGUUUUCCACAUGAGCGCAAGCAAAUUGUUUGAGCUGCUCUUCACAGACUCCAGCUUCACUCAAAGGUUUAUGGAAAUCCGCAGCAUAACGAAUCCGAGCUCUACUGCUUGGCAGAAGGACGACUCAGGAAAUGACAAGCGGGUUUUGAGCUACACUGUAGCCAUCAAUAACCCCCUGAUUGGGAAGUUCUCCACCGCCACAGAGAACCAGACUCUGUCCAAAGAAUCCAGGGAGGGUCAGUAUUACCAGGUGGAUGCCGUGGUGUACACUCAUGACGUCCCCUACCAUGAUCACUUCUACACACAGAACCGCUACUAUAUCAUACGAGUCUCCAAACGGAAGUGUCGACUAAGGGUGUACUCUGAUGUGAAGUACAGCAAACCAACAUUUGGUCUAAUCAAAACCUUCAUUACAAAAAACUCCUGGAGUGGCAUUGAAGAUUAUUUUAGACAACUGGAAGCUGAACUGCUGGAAGAGGAGUCGGAGAUGAACCAAGCAGUCGGCGAGUCUGGAAAAGCUGGGGUCCGCAGGAGGAGGCGAACGUUCAGCCGGACCCUACUGGAUCAUGGAAAGCCCGGCAAGCAGUCAGGACAGGAUCCUGAGCACAGAGAUGGAAACAUGGGCCCCAUGGAUACCACAGGCCUGCAGAGAUGGAGCACUACUGCAAUAGUUGUUAGCAUGAGUGUAAUUCUGCUGAUCCUGAUAGUACUCAAUCUGGGCUUGUUUUUCAAGCUGUGGGCCAUGGAGGACGUGGCUCACCGCAUGUACCUCACGACAAAGCAUCGGCUCAGGGAGCGGAUGGAAACCAGCUUUGGACCAAAGUAUGGUCCCAAGCCAUUGCCAGGGUUCAGGACCAAUGAGGACAUGCAGCUGCUAAAAACUGUCCUGCAGGACUCCAUUCUUCUCCUAGAACAACUCCGUACCUCUCUAGCUGUGCUCCAGCAGAAUUUUGCUAUGGCCAAUCAAACGGCAACUCAGCAGUGACCUCAUCCUCGUCCCAACUGCACUGAAAGAAGCUGCGUUCACAUCCGUGCUAAAAGAGCAACAGACUGCUGCUGCAGACUCCCUCAGAGGAGGCUUGGUAUCCACAGCUUUGUUGCUCCACUGGCGACUCCAGACAUGCCAUGCGUUGCCAAAGUUGCAAGCCAGCACCCCAGGAUGAUUUUUAUUUUUUCUAACUGAGCUGCUAUUGAGGGGAAAGAUUGUGCAAACUUCUUCAGGGUUUUGUUUUUUUUUUUUUGGUGGCAUAUUAUUCCUCCAUUUUACCCA